CGAGGCCGAGAGCGCGCAGGUCGCCGCGCGGCAGAGGGAGCGGGCGGCCGCACGACAGGCCCGGCUCGCGGCGCGGGAGGCGGCGAGGGCCCAGCGCGGUGAUGGUGGGGUGGAUGACGACGACGACGACGAAGAGGACAUGGAAGAGGAGGAGGGAGCGGGGGACGGGGAGGAGGAGGAUGUGGACAUGCAGGACGAGAUCACGGGCCCGCUGCUCAUGCUUGAGGAGGCUAAGCACCGCCUCGCCAGCGAGUACGCGGCCAAGAGCAUGUAUGCGCGAUACGGCGUGCACAACGAGUACAUUGCCUUCAAGAAACUCUGGCACGACGCGGUGCACGGCGCCGAGGGCAAGCCGCUGCCUGAUGCGUCGCGGUGGUUCGCCGAGGACGGGCGUGGACAAAACCGACAACAGGAGCAUGAUGGUCACGAACAUGGAAACGACGACGCCGGCGAUGACGACGACGACGACGACGACCUGGUUAUCGACCAGGAGCACGUCAGCCUGCACUGCCCGCUGACCCUGCAGAUCAUGAAGGAGCCGUACACGAGCCACAAGUGCCGGCACACGUUCGACAAGACCUCCAUUCAACAGUUCCUGGGUAAAACCAGCAAGCAAUGUCCUCAGACGGGCUGUUCUGAGAUGGUGGCUUUCAAGGACUUCUACUUUGACCAGAUCAUGCUCCGGCGCAUCAAGCGCGCCGAGGCGGCGAGCAACAACGACACGAUGAUGGACGACGACGACGACGACGAGGCCGGCUAUGACGAGGAGCCGACGAUGGCGAGCGUCAAGAUGACCCAGGAGAGAGCUGUCAAGACUGAGCGCGGUGCUGCUGGCUCAUCGAGGCGGGGGAGAAGAGGUGAGGAUGUUGAGGAUGAGGACGAGUAAUGUGGCCGUCACGGCAUGCUUUGUAUGUACAAGAUUGCCAUUGAAGACACCUGAGCGACGACACUUGCGUGAGAAAACAGAGCUCGAGAAAAACAUGGCAU
Microdochium trichocladiopsis is the source of this 987-nucleotide messenger RNA. RefSeq names its product zinc-finger of the MIZ type in Nse subunit-domain-containing protein. Gene Ontology annotation, biological process: double-strand break repair via homologous recombination; protein sumoylation. Lineage: Eukaryota; Fungi; Ascomycota; Sordariomycetes; Xylariales; Microdochiaceae. Bases 140 to 886 code for a protein of 248 amino acids. Gene Ontology annotation, molecular function: zinc ion binding; SUMO ligase activity. The transcript has a single exon. The record is from RefSeq and is a predicted model, not a curated record. Gene Ontology annotation, cellular component: nucleus; Smc5-Smc6 complex.